This is a messenger RNA of Polyodon spathula (Mississippi paddlefish), 3629 nucleotides long. Its product is annotated as vitamin K-dependent protein S-like. The transcript has 15 exons. Lineage: Eukaryota; Metazoa; Chordata; Actinopteri; Acipenseriformes; Polyodontidae. The record is from RefSeq and is a predicted model, not a curated record. Gene Ontology annotation, molecular function: calcium ion binding. Gene Ontology annotation, cellular component: extracellular region. Bases 324 to 2342 code for a protein of 672 amino acids.
GUUUUAACAAGGUGGCGAUACCCAGAUUUGUUCUCCAGCUAUACCGCUUCCAGGAACGCAUUGGCUGCUGCCUGUGGUUGAAGUCUAGGACAGUGCGCAGGGCGUGCUGACUGCUUGCUGAGGUCUGGCGCCCGCAGCCCCCCCCCCCCCAAAUUGUUCCUGUUGCGAGUCCAGUUCCUGCAUGUUUCCCAAUCUCCUAACAAGAGAAAAUCAUUUUCUGAGACAAAAUACCAAUAGAGUGAAACAAUUAACCGAGUCUACCAAACUAAACCCGAGGCCUACUUUACCUGCAACACUUGGUUGCUUUCUUUUGGUGACUAAUAAUGUGGAGAAGAAAGACGCUGUUCCCUGAUUCUGUGGGGUGUCUCUUCAUUUUGUCGCUUGCUUUUUGCGAAACGCACCAAUUCUUGUCACAGAGACAUGCGUCUCAGUUCCUGACAAGAAGGCGAAGAGCCAACUCUUUAUUUGAAGAAAGCAAGAAAGGGAAUCUGGAGAGGGAGUGUAUCGAGGAGCUGUGCAACAAGGAGGAAGCCAGGGAAGUCUUUGAGAAUGACUUGGAGACCGAGUACUUCUAUCCCAAGUAUGUUGCUUGUCUCAGCUCACACCGCGUGGGAAUAUUAAACAGCCCCUUGUCGCUGAGUUCAGAGGCUCCGGCUACCCUGAGAUCCUGUGUUACGGAUAUCAGCAACCAGUGUUCUCCCCUCCCUUGCAACAGAGGUGGUUAUGAGAAAUGCGUGGAUGGGAAAGGCAGGUAUGAAUGCAUCUGCAAACCUGGAUGGCAUGGAGAAAGAUGUGAAGAAGAUAUAAAUGAAUGCGAGGACCCAGAAGAGCUUGCAACAUGUAGCCAGAAAUGUUCUAAUUAUCCUGGGGGCUUCCGCUGCCUCUGUGAGCCUGGCUACUACCUGCUAACCGACAAGCUGACCUGCACAGAUAUCAAUGAGUGUGUGAUGUACCCGUCCAUCUGUGGCUCUGCCAGCUGUGUCAACACACCUGGAAAUUACAGGUGUGCUUGUGCCAAGGAAGGAUACAGGUACAACUUCACAUCACAGACCUGCGAGGACAUUAAUGAAUGUGAGGAGAAUAUCUGUGAGGAGAGCUGUGUCAACAGCCGUGGAAGCUAUUCCUGCUAUUGCAAUGGGACGAGAGGCAUGAAGCUGGCAAAAGACAUGAAGUCCUGUGAGCCUAUUCCUAUAUGCAUUCCUCUGAAAACAACAAGGAGCUCUGAGAUGCUGUACCUGGGAGAGCAGUUUGUGGCCUUGCCUGUGGUUUAUCUGCGCUUCAGGUUGCCCAAAAUAACUAAAUUUGCAGCAGAAUUUGAUCUCCGAACGUUCGACCCAGAGGGUGUCAUACUGUAUGCUGAGUCAACCCAGAACUCCUCCUGGUUCAUGGUGGGGCUCAGGGAUGGGAAGAUUGAGAUCCAGUAUAAGAAUGAGCGUUCAGUGAAGAUCACCAGUGGCGGGAAAGCCAUUAAUAAUGGCCAAUGGCAUCAUAUCUCCGUGGAGGAGCUGGAGAAAAGCAUCACUGUUAAAAUAGCCACCGAAGCUGUGAUGAGCAUUAGCAGCCCUGAGAGUCUGUUCUGUCCCAUUGAUGGAAUCCUGGAGACUAAGCUUUACAUUGCAGGGUUACCGCGCCCGGUGAACAGCCUUGGUAAAUUGAUUAACCCGCGUCUGGAUGGCUGUAUUCGUGCCUGGAACCUGAUGAACCAGGGGGCUUCUGGAGUGAAGGGAGUCAUUCAAGAGAAGGAGAGAAAGCACUGCUUAGUGGAAGUGGAGAGGGGCUCCUACUUCCCUGGUUCUGGGAUGGCCCAAUUCAGGAUAGACUACAAGAGCAUAGAUGGGAAGAACUGGACACUGAGUUUGAAACUGAACAUUCGUCCAUCAACAAGCACAGGAGUCAUCUUUUCCUUAGGCAGUGAUGAGACUGUGCCACUUUCUGUUGCUGUAGUGGACUCUGAUACCCCAAACGAGCAGGAAAUAGCUGUGUUUAUUGAGAACGUGAAAGUGGCUCGGCUGAAGUCUGUUAGACUUUGUUACCCAGGACAUCUGGAAGUGGAGCUUGAGAUGUCGAGCAGUGGGGUCCAGAUUAAAGCUAGCUCCUUCAGAGAGGUGCACUACAUAGAGCCCCCAAAAAUGGAGAAGCAGCUCUCCAUUGUGGACGCAGCUAUGGAAGGACAGGUGGACACCUAUGUGGGUGGGAUCCCAGAUGUUCCCGUUACUGCCACACCGGUGUCAGCAUUUUAUAAUGGUUGCAUUGAGAUAGAGGUCAAUGGUAAACGGCUGGAUUUCGAUGACGCCGUCAUCAAACACAAUGACAUCAAAUCCCAUUCCUGCCCACCCUUGUAAAGGCAUUUGGUUUGGGCCCAGACUUUUUUUUUUUUUUUUUUUUUAAACUUGUGGUUCAGCUUAGCAUGUUACUCUUGAUAAAAGUGUAUACGCUGGUUCCCAGUGAAAUGUACUGGUUUCUAUAAUACCUAGUACAAGGUACCACAAUAAUAAUGGAUGUCAAAGUAGCCUUCUUUUUUCUUUUUUAUUGAGCCUGGUGAAAGUGCAUCUAAAAUCAAAGACUAGGACAGUACUCAUACAUAUACAUACAUUAAAAAAACAACAACUAUCUGAUAUGUUAUCUGUGUGAUACUGUAUGUAUUGGUCAGCGUUUUAUUAACUGUAUAGACUAUGGGUUUUAAUUAGUGCACUGUUAAAGGAAAGUGUUAUCAAUUAAAACGUGUUAUAAAAAUGUAAGAUCGUGUACUGUAUUGUUUUAGAAUUGAAUUGUGAUGCAGUGUAACAGCUUAUAUUCAUAUUUUAGCCCCCUACCGCUUGAGUGAAUAAGAACCGAAUGUAUUGAGUUACAGUAAUUGUGCAUUGACAUUUAAACUUGGCCUCCGAUCUGUGUGAAAUCUUUUUGUUGUGGAGAAUUAUUAAGACCGUGGAGUAGCUUCCAGAGCAGAGAAGGGCAGUGAGUUUUAAAGGAGCAUGAACAUACAAACAUCGACAGCUUGGUUAUAUUUACAACUUUCAGGAUACUAUUAUUGAAGAAAAUGACACAGGAAAAGUGUUUUUGCAUCAUGGUCUAUAUUUGUAAAAUAAAUAAUUUUUGUAUAAUUUAUUAACAACAAAACAAUACAAAUACAAUAAAAUUAAUAAAACACUAGACUAGCCACUUUUGUUAGCAAGAAGAUUAAACAUAUUUGAUUACCAAAUAUGUAGUGCAGUAUAUUUCUAUUGCUAUAGGCUUAAUUAUCUGUCCUGCCAUGUGGAGUAAUACUUAACUCUAAUAACUGUAAGAGUCUUGUACUGAAAAAAAUAAUACAAAGGGCAUAAAAAUAUGGGCUUACACAAGAUUACUGUCAGCCUGCUUUGAUGUAGCAAUCUCUCCUAGACCUGUAUAGAGACAUGCAGUGUUGAGAGUUAAACCAUAAUACUUCUGAAUGUACCAUGUAUGUGUAAUGAAUUACAUAGAAUUAAUGCUUGCCUGUCAUGCUUGUAAACUGGUAACUUCUCUGUUUUACUGUAUGUCUUUUACACAUUUUCACCUUGUGUGUGUUUAGCACCGUGAUGAUGAUUUGUAACACAAAUGUUUUGAGUUUUUUGUAAAAAAUACAUAAAUAAAUAAAAAUGUAUAUAUAAAAA